Messenger RNA from Miscanthus lutarioriparius, 225 nucleotides. The record is from the annotation of a GenBank genome assembly. Lineage: Eukaryota; Viridiplantae; Streptophyta; Magnoliopsida; Poales; Poaceae.
AUGGCGUCUGCAGUGACCAGCAGCGAGAAGGAGCAGGCCAUCCCUACCAUCGACGCUGACCAAGCGCAUGUGUUGUUGAGCUCUGGCCAUGGCUAUGUGGAUGUCAGGAUGCGGGAGGACUUCGACAAGGCGCAUGCACCCGGUGCUCGGAAUGUUCCCUACUACCUGUCAGUCACGCCGCAAGAAACUAAGUCAGUGAUUGAUUUCGAAUUUAAACUUGCCUGA